CUAGGGGUGGGGGUUUGGGGCUGAAGCAGAAGGAAACUAUGGCCUCCCUGUCAGCCGUUAGAGAAGUCUUCCUAGGCCAGCCAGCGCUCCUCUUGCAGCUUCUCCGGGGGCACAGGUGCCCGGGCAGCCACUGAUUUGCAAUGCAGAUAGAUACCUGGCGGCUGCCCCUAGACUUCUUGGAUCUCAUAAGAGGGCGCUGACUUCCAGACGGGGCUCCUUGGGGUGGAGAGCACCAUGUGAGACGGGCUUCAUUCUGCUCAGCCUCUCACCCAUCUGCCCACCAGCACCGCCCUCCUCUUCCAAGCUCUAUGCCCGGCUCUGCCCUGGCACCAUGUCUCUGCUGAACCCCGUCCUGCUGCCCCCUGAGCUGAAGAGCUACCUGACCCGAGGAGAGCGCUUCAUCAAGUGGGAUGAUGAGACUUCAGUGGCCUCCCCGGUCAUCCUUCGAGUGGAUCCUAAGGGAUAUUAUUUGUACUGGACCUAUCAAAGCAAGGAGAUGGAGUUCCUGGACAUCACCAGCAUCCGGGACACUCGGUUUGGCAAGUUUGCUAAGAUGCCCAAGACCCAGAAACUUCGAGAAGUUUUCAACUUGGACUUCCCUGACAACACCUUCUUGCUGAAGACCCUGACUGUGGUGUCUGGCCCAGACAUGGUGGACCUGACCUUCCAUAACUUUGUCUCCUACAAAGAGAAUGUCGGCAAGGACUGGGCUGAAGACGUUCUGGCUUUGGCUAAGAACCCAUGGGCAGCCAAUGCUCCCCGGAGCACAUUCCUGGAGAAGAUCCUGGUAAAGCUUAAGAUGCAGCUCAGUCCUGAAGGGAAGAUCCCCGUGAAGAAUUUUUUUCAGAUGUUUCCUGCUGACCGGAAACGAGUAGAGGCUGCACUCAGUGCCUGUCACCUUCCCAAGGGCAAAAAUGACUCCAUCAACCCGGAGGAUUUCCCUGAGCCUGUCUACAGGAGCUUCCUCAUGAGUCUGUGUCCCCGACCUGAGAUCGAUGAGAUUUUCACCUCUCAUCAUGCCAAAGCAAAGCCUUACAUGACCAAGGAGCAUCUGACCAAGUUCAUUAACCAAAAGCAGCGGGAUGCCCGACUCAACUCCCUACUCUUCCCACCGGCCCGACCUGACCAAGUACAGUGCCUCAUUGAAAAGUAUGAACCCAGUGGCAUCAACAUCCAGAGGGGUCAGCUGUCCCCAGAGGGGAUGGUUUGGUUCCUAUGUGGUCCAGAGAACAGUAUAGUGGCCCAAGACAAACUGAUGCUGCAUCAGGACAUGAGCCAGCCUCUGAAUCACUACUUCAUCAACUCCUCCCACAACACCUACUUGACAGCUGGCCAGUUCUCGGGGCCCUCGUCCUCAGAGAUGUACAGACAGGUCUUGCUCUCUGGAUGUCGCUGUGUGGAGCUUGACUGCUGGAAGGGGAAGCCUCCUGAAGAAGAGCCCAUCAUCACUCAUGGUUUCACCAUGACCACAGACAUUUUAUUCAAGGAUGCGGUAGAGGCCAUUGCUGAGAGUGCCUUCAAGACCUCCCUCUACCCGGUCAUCUUGUCCUUUGAGAACCAUGUAGACUCGCCUCGACAGCAAGCUAAGAUGGCAGAGUACUGUAGAACCAUAUUUGGGGACAUGCUGCUCACUGAGCCCCUGGACAAGUUCCCUUUGAAGUCAGGGGUCCCCCUCCCCAGUCCCCAGGACCUUCUGGGCAAGAUCCUUAUCAAGAAUAAGAAGAAUCAGUCCUCCGCUCCUGUUCCACCCAAGAAAGAACUGUGUACGGAAACAGAGGGUAGCCAGGCCAAUGCAGCCAUGGGUGAGGACACAGUGUGGGUUGGUGAAGAAGAGGCUGAGCUGGAGGAAGAGGAGGAAGAAGAAGAAGAAGAGGAAGAAUCAGGUAGUUUGGAUGAAGAGGAAAUCAAGAAGAUGCAGUCGGAUGAGGGCACAGCUGGCCUGGAGGUGACAGCAUACGAGGAGAUGUCUAGCCUGGUCAACUACAUCCAGCCCACCAAGUUCAUCUCCUUCGAGUUCUCCUCCCAGAAGAAUCGGAGUUAUGUCAUCUCUUCCUUUACGGAGCUGAAGGCCUAUGAUCUGCUCACCAAGUCCCCUGUGCAGUUUGUGGACUAUAACAAGAGGCAAAUGAGUCGGAUCUACCCCAAGGGCACACGAAUGGACUCAUCUAACUACUCUCCCCAGAUGUUCUGGAAUGCAGGCUGCCAAAUGGUGGCCCUCAAUUUCCAGACAAUGGAUAUGCCCAUGCAGCAGAACAUGGCACUGUUUGAGUUCAACGGGCAGAGUGGCUACCUUCUCAAGCACGAGUUCAUGCGCCGGCCGGACAAGCAUUUUGACCCGUUCUCCGUGGACCGCAUCGAUGUGGUGGUGGCCACCACUCUCUCCAUCACGGUGAUUUCUGGCCAGUUUCUGUCGGAACGAAGUGUCCGAACUUACGUGGAGGUGGAGGUGUUUGGCUUGCCUGGAGACCCCAAGAGGCGCUACCGCACCAAACUGACACCCAGCGCCAACUCCAUAAAUCCCGUCUGGAAAGAGGACCCCUUUGUCUUUGAGAAGAUCAUGAUGCCAGAACUAGCCUCUCUGAGAGUGGCAGUCCUGGAAGAAGGAGGCAAGUUUAUCGGGCACCGAAUUAUCCCAGUCCAUGCCCUGCACUCAGGGUACCAUCACUUGUGCCUCAGGAGUGAGAGCAACAUGCCCCUCACCAUGCCUGCCCUCUUCGUUUUCCUGGAGAUGAAAGAUUAUGUGCCUGACACAUGGGCAGAUCUCACUGUGGCUCUUGCCAACCCCAUCAAAUUCUUCAAUGCUCAAGACAAGAAGUCAGUCAAGCUGAAGGAAACAGAGAACAGCGCCCCUGAGAAGCCUUUGCCGCCCAGGAACUCGGCUGUGGGCCAGCUCAACGGGGCCCUGGCGUCCGCCGGCUCCUCCACGGCGCCACCGUCCAACGGUCCUGCAGUGGCUGUGACCUGGCUGAAGGAGGAAGCAUUGAAAGAGGCAGCAGAACCUCAGACAGCCAGUCUGGAGGAGCUGCAGCAGUUGAAAGGGUUCCUGAAGCUUCAGAAGAGACAGGAAAAGGAACUUCGGGAACUGGAGAGGCAAGGUGCCCGUCGCUGGGAAGAAGUUCUGCAAAAGUAUGCCAACUUACAGACUGAAUUGACACCCCAGGGUGGGUGCAGGAAGCUGUCCAUCACUAAGGGAUCCAGGAAGAAGAGAAGCUUGCCUUGUGAGGAGACUGGCGGGGCCGGGAUGGGACCAAUCGAAGGACCAGAAAGCUCAGAUGGGCGCAUUCGAGAGCUGAAGGAGAAGCUGGAGAUGGAACUGUACCAACAAGGGGAGGAGCAGUAUGAAAGCAUCAUGAAACGCAAGGAAGCUCAUGGUAGUGAGCUAAUGGACAAGGUGCUAAAGCUGGCCCAGGAAAAACAAGCAGCCGAACUAAAGGCUCUCAAGGAGUCUGCAGACGGCAAUACCAAAGAGAUGAAAAAGAAGCUUGAAGUCAAGAGGCUAGAGCGGAUCCAGGCCAUGAGCAAGAUCACUAGUGACAAGAUGGCCCAGGAGAGGCUGAAGAGAGAAAUUAACAACUCACAUAUACAGGAAGUGGUCCAUAUCAUCAAACAGAUGACAGAGACUCUGGAGAGGCACCAGGAGAGGCUGGAAGAAAAGCAGGCGGCUUGUCUGGAGCAGAUCCGGGAGAAAGGGAAGCAGUUCCAGCAAGAGGCAUUGUCUGAAUAUGAGGAACGCAUGAAGGGCCUGGAGGCCAAAGUGAAGGAGGCGGUGAAGUGCUGCCUCAGUUUCCCCCAAGAUGUCCACAACAAGAAGCCAGAGACACCUGGUGCUGUGGAAGAACCUUUGGAGGAGACAUUGAGCCCAGCUGAGGCUUCUUCCCAGCUAGACAGCCGUCUCUAAAGUCUGAUCUCCCUUCCUGUUCUGGCAUGAGGGCAGGGCUCCAGCUAGGGAAUGUGCCUCAAAACUGUGUAGCCUCCCUGAGAUCCACCCAUGUUCCUCUAACAUAAAGGAACUCCAGAGAACGUGCCGGUUGGAGAGAAGGAGGGCUAUUCUGGAGUCUGUCUAUUCUACCUUGAUUCCUGUUCUUUAGCCUCAUCUAGAGUUUCUGACACUCAACUCUCAGGGUCAGAAGUCAGGGGGGCGGGGAGGGGUAUGCCUCCAGGAGAGCCCCCUAGGAGUCUGAUAGCACUGGUCAGGACUGGGAAAAAGACCAUUUCUGACAUGGGCAGAUCUUGGGACCAACCCAUCAGAGGAGCCAGCCUCUAGGAUGGCUUAUUAAUUAUGCUGGUGUUAAUCUAAGUGCAUAUAUUUGCCCUCACCCCUUUCCAAUUUAACUUAUCCCGAUUAUUGUCCAUUCUCAAGGAAAAUCCAAGAUGACCUCUUCUAACUCUAUCAACAUCAGAACCAAACCCAUAAUUCCAGGGUAACUCUGGGCUCAGGAUAAAUCUUCCUAGUUAGGCAGAGCCAGAAUCCACACUCUUGAACUCUCCUAAAUUCUUCCUGGCCAGGAACUGUUUCAGACUAAGGAUUCUUCCUAGGAUGAGAGGAUCAGAUACCCAUCUCUCCCUCCCACCUGCUGAGACAGGAUGACUCAGGACUACCCUGCCUUUCCCUGGCACCUUUGUUUUAUUAGAGUCCAGAAGACAGUUCCAGGAUGACCAAGAAGGGUUCAAGGAACCCCAAUGUCUACAGUCCAUACAGUCCUCAGACUAUUCUUUCCGCCCCCCCUAUCCCCAGUCCUGAAGUUAACUAAUGAUAAGAUUUAGGACCGUCUCAUUCUUUCCUUUUCCUUCCCCCCUAACCCCAAUCCCUCUCUAUCCUUUCUUUCUCCUUAUCUAUGGACUUCAAGAAACUGCGCUAGAAUAUAGACCUCCAAGCCCCGAGAUUAUUCCUCCCUCCUCGCCUCCACAAUCUCCAUCAGAAAAAAAAAACAAAACUGCUUCUUGGGGGAUGCACCGUAUGGACAAAUUGAUUUGUGGUUAAAGGAGGGGCUGGGGUUGGGGAGAAAGAGAGAAAGGAUGGCUGUUUGUCCUGUAUCAUUUCAAGUUAUUUAUUAUUUGUUUUCUUUUUGACUCCAUUAAAGACCUCUUUUAUCUAUUAAA
Molecule: messenger RNA, 5100 nt
Organism: Monodelphis domestica (gray short-tailed opossum)
Lineage: Eukaryota; Metazoa; Chordata; Mammalia; Didelphimorphia; Didelphidae
Gene: PLCB2
Product: phospholipase C beta 2
Biological process (GO): phosphatidylinositol-mediated signaling; lipid catabolic process; release of sequestered calcium ion into cytosol
Cellular component (GO): cytoplasm
Molecular function (GO): phosphatidylinositol-4,5-bisphosphate phospholipase C activity; calcium ion binding
Source: RefSeq, a predicted model, not a curated record